This is a messenger RNA of Sclerotinia sclerotiorum 1980 UF-70, 195 nucleotides long. RefSeq lists its product with no specific name. The transcript has 3 exons. NCBI's taxonomy places the organism in Eukaryota, Fungi, Ascomycota, Leotiomycetes, Helotiales, Sclerotiniaceae. Bases 1 to 195 code for a protein of 64 amino acids. The record is from RefSeq and is a predicted model, not a curated record.
AUGAGAGAUUAUUAUGUUUUUAUAAUCUUAGAGUUCAACGCCAAAAGCCCUAAGCCAACAACUUUUACAUCUCUAUUUUCUCAUUUCGUUAUGGUUUUAAUAGCUAAAAGGAUGUAUGUUAACCCCCUAUUUUCUUCGCCAAUUGUUAGCGAUAAGAAACUUACACCUAGACAAGUUGAUACCAAAAUGAUGUAA